This is a messenger RNA of Orycteropus afer afer, 636 nucleotides long. It is a transcript of the gene FXN, whose product is annotated as frataxin. The record is from RefSeq and is a predicted model, not a curated record. Gene Ontology annotation, biological process: iron incorporation into metallo-sulfur cluster; intracellular iron ion homeostasis. Gene Ontology annotation, cellular component: mitochondrion. Gene Ontology annotation, molecular function: 2 iron, 2 sulfur cluster binding; ferric iron binding; ferroxidase activity. The transcript has 5 exons. The coding region runs from base 1 to 636 and encodes 211 amino acids. Lineage: Eukaryota; Metazoa; Chordata; Mammalia; Tubulidentata; Orycteropodidae.
AUGUGGACGCUCGGGCGCCGCACGGCCGCUGGCUUCCUGCCCCGGGCGGUGCCCCUGGGCCCGGCCGAGGCUCCAACUGGGGUCUCCGGGCCAGCGGAAAAUGCAUUGCUCUGCGGCCGUCGGGGCCAGCGCGUAGAGACCACUGCGACCUGCGCACCCCGCCAAGCUAGUUUGAACCACCGCUGCCUCAAUCAGAUUCUGAAUGUCAGAGAGCAGAGUGUCCAUUUGAUAAAUUUGAGGAAAACGGGAACUUUGGGUGAUCCAAGCUCUCUAGAUGAGACUACCUAUGAAAGACUGGCAGAGGAAACACUGGACUCCCUAGCAGAGUUUUUUGAAGACCUUGCAGACAAACCUUAUACAUUUGAGGACUAUGAUGUCUCAUUUGGGAGUGGUGUUUUAACAAUUAAACUGGGUGGAGAUCUCGGGACCUACGUGAUCAACAAGCAGACCCCAAACAAGCAAAUCUGGCUAUCAUCUCCUUCCAGUGGGCCCAAGCGUUAUGAUUGGACCGGGAAGAACUGGGUGUACUCCCAUGACGGCGUAUCGCUCCACCAACUGCUGACCACAGAGCUUUCUAAAGUGUUAAAGACCAAAUUAGACUUGUCUGCCUUGGCUUAUUCUGGAAAAGGCACUUGA